AUGGAUUCUUCUCUUCCAGCAAUACAGUACGUCUUGGUGACUGGUGCCACCGGGUUCAUUGGUGCACAUGUUGUCGACCAGCUUCUGUUGCGUGGUAUCAAAGUCCGCGGGGCUACUCGAUCAUUAUCCAAGGGGAAGGCUAUGAUUGAUAUGAGGCCCGAGUUUCGAGAGAAGCUCGAUUUCGUUCAGAUUGACGACUUUGAGAACCCAGGAGGAUUUGUGGAGGCUAUUCAGGACAUUGACGCCGUUAUUCAUGUGGCAAGUCCUUUCACAUAUGACACCAAAGACAACGAGAAAGAGUUGGUUAUACCAGCGAUCAAUGGUGUUGAGUCUAUACUCAAGGCAGCGGCCACGUCGCCGAAAGUAAGGCGCAUCGUCGUCACGUCUUCCUUUGCAUCUGUCCUUGACGCUGGGCGCAAGGCACCACCGUACUUCACUUACACUGGUGAUGACUGGAACCCUCUGUCAUACGAAGAGUCGGUAGACCCUGAAACAAGUGCUGUAAUCGCAUAUCGUGGAUCCAAAAAGUUUGCAGAACUCAAAGCUUGGGACUUCGUCGCUAAAGAGAAGCCCUCCUUCGACCUGGUAACCCUUUGCCCGCCCAUGACGUUUGGUCCAAUACGGCAUCCCGUUGGGAAUGUCGACGCUCUCAAUGAGUCAAACAAGAUGCUCUUCAAAAUAGCCAGCGGCGAAACCCCGCUCCCAGUUGCCCGGGUACCAUUCUGGAUCGACGUUCGCGACCUUGCGAAAGCUCACGUGGAGGCCCUUUUGCGGCCCGAGGCUGGCGGAAAGCGAUAUAUUCCAGCGUCUCCUGGGAGAUUUACAUACAGCAAGGCCGCCAGUAUCAUUGGAUCGCAUUUUGCCUGGGCGGCAGAUAAUGUGUCGAAAGAAGUGCAAGCUCCCGAUGAGUCUCACGGCGUGGAUGGGGAGACGGCUGGUCAGGAAUUAGGUCUCGAUUACAUACCUUUCACAAGGACUGUUAUCGACUUGAUCACGCAGGUAAAGGAUAUGCAAAAUUCAUGA
Fusarium redolens is the source of this 1023-nucleotide messenger RNA. RefSeq names its product NAD dependent epimerase/dehydratase. NCBI's taxonomy places the organism in Eukaryota, Fungi, Ascomycota, Sordariomycetes, Hypocreales, Nectriaceae. The record is from RefSeq and is a predicted model, not a curated record. The coding region runs from base 1 to 1023 and encodes 340 amino acids. Gene Ontology annotation, molecular function: oxidoreductase activity, acting on the CH-OH group of donors, NAD or NADP as acceptor. The transcript has 3 exons.